CAAAGCCCUCCUAUUCCUCUCUUUCAAAUGACCGACAUGAUUGCUAAGGGGGCAACACUCCAUGCUCUCAGGCUUUCCUUCCCCUUUUUAUGAAUACAACUCUGCUCUCGGGAAUCUAUGUCUUCCUCUCUUGCAUGAUUUUGCUUCGAAAAAGCAAAUAGGUUCAAAAAUAUAGAGGCAGCAGCAUGUUUGAUUCUUAGACUAGUUAAAAAGUAAACAUCCAAGAGGGGUGUAGUAUGUCCUCUGUCAACUAGUACAUAGAAAAACUCUGAGAUCUCUUCCCUCUACUGAAGAUAAAAAAACCAUGGAGACCUAUCAGCUAAGCCUGAUUUUUAUAAGCGGCUCCUCCAGCCUAAACUCUAUGAACUAUAGGUGCAUUGUUUUUUUUCUCUUUGUCAUUAUCACAAUUGACAAAGUCUCAAGCCUUACACUUGGUUAUGUCUCAUUUGAUUGUAUCUCUUGCAUACUCUAUUGUGUCAACGUACUCUUGGAUUUUUUCUCUCCUCUGCUCUCUUAUCCUGGUGUAUUAACAGAAUAUGCGAGUGAAUUUCUUGGAGGAGAAGCCCCAUGUCAAAGGAAUCAUUAACAACAUAAUGUUCAUGCCAUGGGAGGAGGGCUGUUUUGUUACUGGUGGUAGUGAUCAUGCAGUUGUCUUGUGGACUGAUAAAGAUGGAGAACAGUCAUGGAAGCCUAAAGAGUUGCAUAGAGGGCAUUCUUCUGCUGUAAUGGGAGUUGCUGGUUUGCAGCAUAAAAAAGUUGUGAUGUCUGCAGGUGCCGAUAAGCGUAUACUUGGAAUUCCUGGGUUGAUGCCCAUACCAUUUUCUGUUCUACUAGCAAAUCUACAGACGGCAGCUCAUCUGACACCAGCGUCAUCUCCAAAUGUGGACGGGCCAAAAUUUCCUGAAGAAUAUCUUGUAGUACCGCAAAGAGCGAAUGAGGAAAGUGCCCUUGUGCUUGUCACAACCAGGGUUGAGGCUGAAGAAAGAAGAAAGCACCCUGGUGCUGAUCAUGCUGCACUAGAAGCUGAUCAAGCUGGAAAGCGUCGGAGGAUAGAAGGGAAAGAGUGCCCGGAGAGGGAAGCUCCAUCAGUUAAAAUAGAGAAACUGUUGUCAUUGGGCCCUGAACCUGAGAAGGGUUCUGAUGUUACCCAGGAGAUAGAGAAGGUGUUACCAAGUGUUCCACCUCCAGAGCCUAAGUAUCAGCUGCAUAGAACAAGCUCCCCCCUUCUAGCAUCCAGUUUCAUGUACAAAUGAUCAAUGUGAGAGAUCGUCGCGGAGGGCCUCCGCUGGCAGCUCUUGCCAGCAUCCUUUGUGAGAUUGCCUUGGCUGUGUCUACUUCUCUAGAUGAGUUUUUCUAUGGUACAUUUUUAUAUUUCUAACUUUGGAAUUAUGUGGAGGACGUAAUUUUGGUAGUUUCCUUUCAGUUACAAGCAUUCAUACUGGAAAUACGUGGACGACAUAGUUUUGGUAGUUUCCUUUCAGUUACUGUAAGCAUUUCCAGUAUGAAUGCUAAUCUUCUUCAUGGUUUCUUCUAGACUUGAAAUCCUCCUCACUGGCAUAUGGCUUCCAUACUUUACUCACAAAUUCAAUAAUCUCACUUGUGGUUGAUUUCAAUUCGCUAUUCUCGUAUACAGGCACCUGAAGCUUUGAUAAGGUUCUCUAAGUUCAUUGUAAGGUAAAAAUGUUCCAUGUAGAUCAACAUCUCUUGUUUUUCCUUGGGUUGGAAAAAGAAGCACUUUUUAAAUACAUAACUUGUCGGCUAGGCAGCUGUUGAACACUUGAACUCAUCUUUAGUUACUAGGUAUUUACACCAAAUUAUCGAAAUUUAUUAAAGUGACUUA
Messenger RNA from Capsicum annuum, 1840 nucleotides. RefSeq names its product plant UBX domain-containing protein 10-like. Gene Ontology annotation, molecular function: protein binding. The coding region runs from base 537 to 1253 and encodes 238 amino acids. The transcript has 5 exons. Lineage: Eukaryota; Viridiplantae; Streptophyta; Magnoliopsida; Solanales; Solanaceae. The record is from RefSeq and is a predicted model, not a curated record.